Molecule: messenger RNA, 414 nt
Organism: Colletotrichum tamarilloi
Lineage: Eukaryota; Fungi; Ascomycota; Sordariomycetes; Glomerellales; Glomerellaceae
Exons: 5
Coding region: 1-414 (137 amino acids)
Source: RefSeq, a predicted model, not a curated record
AUGCUAUUCAUCGUCCGCCCCUUCCUCGUCCCCCUCGACUUCCUGUCAUCUAGCGAAGAGCUCGUAUCGCAAAAAGCUGCUGGGAAUGCGGUAGCAAUUGUCACGAUUGCAUUGAUCGUACACAGAGGCUCUGUAGAGGCUGCUGCGGUGGCUACUGCUUGGUUCACAACGAGGGGUCAACCUCAACUUUCGGUGCUCGAGCCGUGGUCGCUUCUUGCGACACCUUUAAGGGGGUGUCAUCCGGGCGAAACGACAGACGCCGAUCGCCGGCGCGGCAAAGCGGCGCUCCCAAGAGCUUCUCGUCAGCUUUGGGUCACGAUUUACAGCUUGUCUCGGAAGGCCAACUUUGUGUACUGUUUGAUUUUCUGCAUGGGCUAUAUUUACAGAGCCGGCGAGCUCUCGUCACGUCACUAA